GCGAGCCGCUAAACUUCAGUUCCCGUGCGUACUCCCACAAAAUCUCAGGUGGCUUGUGUUCCGUUGGGUGUAGCGAGAGGUUUGUCAGCGCUCCUCGCAGCCUCUGAAGCGAGAGCCCCGAGAGCAAAAUUUUCAGCGUUUACGCCGGAGUGUCGCCCAGGCCUGCGGCCGGGCGCUGCCGGGGGGGCUCCGCUGGCAGCAGCGUGCCUCUCCCCGCUCUGCCCCUGCCGCCUGCUGUUCUGCCAUCAAAAUCCCGAUUUCUGUUAGUCCGUAAGCGUGCGAAUAAGAUCGUCUGCAGUCUUCAUUAGUCUGCCUGUCAAUAAAUAACGUCUGAUUAAUUGACUGCAGGACAACCGAAGCGCCCAGCCGAACUUUUCUUGCUUUCUCAGAACUACAGGAGCUGUGGAAGUGUCAGUCCGAAGUCCAGUUGCCUGCUGGUUUAGUGCUAUGCUUAAUUGCUUUGGUGGUUCAGUUUUGUCUUCAUUGAUGCUUGCAGAACCUCCAAUAGCAUUUCUGGCAAAGGGCACAAAUAUUCUACUGGCGUCUUCAGUCUGGUAUCUUGUGUUUUACUGCCCACAAGACAUAUUCUACCGAUGUUUUGCCUUUCUGCCUGUUCGGCUUCUGGUUGCAGGAAUGAAAGAAGUGACGAGGACUUGGAAGAUAACAGCUGGCGUUGCACAUGCAGACAGUCACUUCAGGGACGCCUGGCUUGUCAUGGUAGCUGUGGGCUGGGCCAGAGGAGCUGGUGGUGGUCUAAUUUCCAACUUUGAGCAGCUGGUGAGAGGAGUGUGGAAACCUGAAACCAAUGAACUACUGAAGAUGUCCUACCCUGUGAAGGUAACUUUGAUAGGAGCGAUCCUUUUCACCCUGCAACACAGCCAGUACUUGCCAAUGGCAAGACACAACCUCAUGUUUUUAUACACUGUGUUUCUUGUCGUCUGCAAGGUAACAAUGAUGUUGACGAGAUCUGCGACUUCUCCAUUUGCUCCCUUUGAGGCUGCAUUAGGCCAUAUGUUCUUUGGCUUGCAAAAGACACCAUCCAAAGUGAAGGGUGAAGGUGCUGCAUCUUCCAAUGGCUCUUCAGUCUGUGACCGGUCUUCUUCUGAACAGCACCGUGAUGGUGCUAAGAAAAGACAGGCAAAGAAAACAGAAUAAGUGGCUUAAAAUCCUCGCUGGCCAUAACCUUUGAAGAUGUUUGUAUUUCAGAUUAGGCUGGCUGAGAAAUUUGUUUAAAGAAAUGUAUGUCAGGAGAGAGCAGGGCUGUAUACUACUGUGGUGUUGUUCGCCUUCGGAAUGUGUUUUGUAAGCUACUUUCAGAUGUCUAAAUGUACAUGUUGGAUUUGUAAGUUAAAAACUACAGAUUUUUAUAGUGGCUUUAAGUUUACUAAAUUUUGUAUUUAUGAUAACUUUAAAUGCUUAUAUGCUAAAAAGAUAGUUUUGAAGUGUGACAAUCAGCUUUGAUAUUUUUUCUGCCACCUGUUUUGCCUCUUUCUACCCUGCCCCCCGGAAUUCUUAAGUUUCAUUUGGAUAGCAUGGAUUUGUACUGCCAAGUGUUUACAGCAGUGUGUCCCAAAUAAGAAAGCCAUCACCUGAGUAAGGCUUAAUCACAUUGCACUCUAAAACCUUGAAAAUGUACCAAGCUAAUGCCUUUAACUAUAAAAAUAACUGAAUUACUGUUGUAAUUCACAUUGCACUGGUCUAGAUUUUCUUGAUUUACUUAAGUAAAUAUUU
Molecule: messenger RNA, 1731 nt
Organism: Egretta garzetta (little egret)
Lineage: Eukaryota; Metazoa; Chordata; Aves; Pelecaniformes; Ardeidae
Gene: TMEM38B
Product: transmembrane protein 38B
Exons: 6
Coding region: 448-1155 (235 amino acids)
Biological process (GO): potassium ion transmembrane transport
Cellular component (GO): membrane
Molecular function (GO): identical protein binding; potassium channel activity
Source: RefSeq, a predicted model, not a curated record